Molecule: messenger RNA, 3858 nt
Organism: Lytechinus pictus (painted urchin)
Lineage: Eukaryota; Metazoa; Echinodermata; Echinoidea; Temnopleuroida; Toxopneustidae
Exons: 4
Coding region: 207-1175 (322 amino acids)
Source: RefSeq, a predicted model, not a curated record
GAAAGGGCAUGGUGCUUAGAAAGCAUUAACGGGAACAAUACACCCGGACAAUACAACGCGACCAACUAUGCGAGGCCUUUUUACCUUUAUUCUAAUCUUGAAGUUGGAGAGAGCUCCCACGCAAUAUUGGCAGUCUGUUGGCAUGAAAACCAAAUAGGGAGGGCCUGAGUUGAACGAAAAGGAUUAAUAAAAAAAAAGGUUCCACGAUGGCCGAUGAAAAGACAUUUCGUGUGAUCAUCUGGGGUGUUCCUCGGUCAAUCUCAACAUGUCUUUUGAAGUGCCUUAGUUUCCUGCCAAAUGCACAGGCCUGGUUCGAACCGUACUGCCUCGCCUUCUUUACCGACAUUUCAUGCAAGAAGAUGGGCUUCCCCUUGCCUCGAUAUGCCAGAGAUUUCAACGCAGAGGCAUUCGCUGAGAGUAUGGCAUCUGUACUUAAAGGAUCAAAAAUGGAAAAAGAGUACGCCCCAGGGGAAACUGAUGCAUCUCUCGUGAUACGAGACAGUGUUCGGAACCAGCUAGACUCUUUACCACCGGGUAAAUCGCAUGUUAUCAAGGACAUGGCAUACGCCGUCACAGGCUUCUAUGACACGCUGCCCUGCAAGGAGUCUAACUUCAAGCAUGUCUUCCUCAUCCGCAGACCAGAAUGUAUGUUUCCAUCGUUUCGCCGAUUGCUCAUGGUACAACUCAAAAACAUGACGAUGAUGCGGGGAGAGGACCCGGGCAAUUCCUUCGAGGACGAGAACUUCGACAUGACGACCGACGUUCCGUUCAUGAUGCCUGGUUAUAUGUACAAGUGCCAAUUCGACCUGUGGAAACACGUCCGCGAGAACAUCGAUCCCAACCCAGUGAUCAUCGAUUCGGAUGAGUUAGCAAACCACCCGGCCGAGCUGCUACCUAAGCUGUGUGAGGCGACUGGCAUGCCCUAUAAUCCGAGUCUCCUUGAAUGGGAUAGUUCUCCUGACUGCUCCUUAGAUUGGCGAUGUCUCCACCCGCUCAAGAAGAAAGACGGUACACUGAGGGGUCCUUAUCAUAUGGCUCUAAACAGCACGUGUUUCAAUGCCCCAAGACCUCUGGUACCACGUGAUGAUAUGACCCCUGACAUGAUAAAAUGCGUGGAUGCAACCCAGGAUUAUUAUAAUGAAAUGGCUGCCCAUAGGAUUAAACCAAACCCAUAGACGUAACUAACUUUUUUUAGGGACCACACAUUUUAUUUCAUACUCGUAGAUGUUCAUUUUGUUAUGUGUCCUACUCAAGCUGUCGACCUGUCGAGAUGGCGAGAUAAGUUACCUCGCCAAGUCGACAUACAAAAUGUUGUAUGUCAACAUAGCGUGAUACGAUAUCUCGUCAUGUUGGCACAUUUUCAUAAAAAGUAAAUGGAGAGAACGAUUUAAUUUCAUAUCUACAUUAUCCAGCCUUUUCAUAAGUUGACUUGAGAUAAUGUAUCUCGCCAUGUUGAGGAGGCGCGAUAGCUCAGUCGGUAGAGCGGGGGAUUCGUAUUCCGGUGACCCGGGUUCGAUUCACACUUGGUGCGCUAUUGCCCUUUGGUAAGGCAUUAAUCCUCAUUACCAGGUCCUUCGGAGAGGACCUUAAGCCGUCGGUCCUCUGGUUGCUUGCUUACAAGCAUUCAUGCUUUCUUAGCAAUCAGGUAAAAAAUCCCAACCAAUCAAAAAACAAUGUCGACUGGCGUUGGCGAUGUACGAUGUACGUGUGUUUCAUUAACUAAUCCCUGUGCAGGGGUCGCGGAACGGUUUUCAAAGUGGGGGGCUGAGCCAAAAGUGGGGGGGGGGGGCUGACCAUGCAAAAAAUCACAAUCAUAUGGUCAUUUUUAUGUUUUUGUACAAGGUUUUGGAAAAAAGUGGGGGGGGGGGGCUUCAGCCCCCCCCCCCCCCCCCCCCGCUUCAGCGGCCCCUGCUGUGCGACUUAUACUCGCAGGGACUUAGCGAGUUUUCUCUCAGCGACGCCCACGUACGGCAAGCCCAAUUUUACAUUAAUUCCCUGUUUCUUGAUGUCUAGAAUUUAGAAUAAAUGUUAGGCUUGUGAUACAUCUGCGUCGCUGGAAGCCCCGUAGGUUGACGAGCGAAUACUCACUAUUGUGUGUGAACGACAGCGUCGUAGGAGCGAAGCUGGUGAUAUCAUAAAAAUGAUUGCAUAACAACGACAACAACAACGAUGAAGAUGAUGAGGAUGGUGAAUGGGAAAUAACCAAAGAAGGCGAAAUGCUAUGGGAGAAUUUGAUUAAUGAAAGGUAUGAAGGGAAAUAUUGUAUGUGGGCCCUAUAGUAAUUACUACUGCAAUUAGGCCUACUACCACUACGACUUCUGCUACUACUACUACUACUACUACUACGACUUCUACUUCUACUUCUACUUCUACUUCUACUACUACUACUACUACUACUACUACUACUACUACUACUACGACUUCUACUUCUACUACUACUACUACUACUACUACUACUACUAAUAAUAAUAAUAAUGAUAACAAUACUAGUACUACUGCCUUUCAAACUAAUGGAAAUAAAUGUUCCAUGACAUUGCUCCAGCGACAAUAAUUGCGCCGCUCUAAAUUCCAAUCGAAUGACCAACUUUAACCCAGGGUUAAACACUAUAGCCAACCUAAACCUAUCAAAAACCCUAUUGCAACCUAACCCUACAUCUUAGACGAAAUUAAAUCCGGAGAAAUUGUCGCAGGAGCAAAUGUCACCGGAAAGCAAACUUUUAAAUACCAAGAUAAAUAAAUAGUUUUGCCAAUGGAUAUAGUUAUGAUGAUGGGCCUCGUAAUGUGACAAUCGGGAUUAUACAGUUUCGAUUACUUAAAGGGUUUGAGUAUAUAAUAACUUGAACUGCUCCCGUCCUGGGCCCUAGCUAUUACAUAACAGUUUUCAUUACUGUAUGUAACUUUGGUAUCCACUGGCAACACCAUUGUGAAAAUGCUCCAUAUAUCAGAAAUCAGGAUUCCGUGGAAAAUUACCAUAUUCGUAACUGGAAUUAAUGAAAAACGAAUGUAGGCCUGUCAUCAUUAAAAAAUAAAUAUAAACAUUACGUACAAGUUACACAAAAUGAGAGUUGCGUAUAACAACAAUUGGCAUAACAUUUUUCGGCGCCUUUGAUGUAUUUACAGAUGAAUGGCGCUAUGCAAAUAAAAAUUUUCAUGAAAAUUAAAAUUAUAAUAAUAAUAGAAAACAUACGCCGUCAGCUUAAACUGUGUACCAUACCGAAAUUUCUAGCCAAUCAGGUUUCAGACCCAAAACACGUGAGUUAAGGAGACUUUAACAGAAUACUUACCUUCAUGUUUUCUGUUUAUGUGUGACAUGUGUGCAUGUGUACUGUUAAAGAGCCUAUAUCCAGUCACACCAACGGAACUAACUCCAACGACCGACUGUGUGCCAUUGGUAAUGACGUCAUUGAUUUUGUCAGUCUGGGGUCGAUUGUGAAGAUGUGACUGUAGCCAUCAGGUUAUUGUAGUCUGAAGGCACAGACCCUUGGUUUUCGCAUAGUACAUAAUUCAGUGUCUGAAGUAGUGAGACUUGAUUCACUAUGUACUGUAUCUGGACACAGACAGACAAUUUGGCGUCUAGUCUUUACGACUAGACAUAGUAUAAUUGGUUGAAGUGUCAAAUAUGAGUCUGUGCUUGCAGACUACUCAUCAGGCCUACAUGUCAAAACUGACGACAUGGAUAAUUGAAACCAGAGCUUCGUCACAAACCCCAGCGUCAGAGGGUUUACGCCUUCUUCACAUGAUAUGUAAAUACUGCAUAUUCUUUAUUUUUGCACUACAAUAAUUAAUUCAUAUGACUUUGUAUGAAAAGGUAUUGAUAAAGCAGUGGGAAGAAAAUGAAUAAAUACUUGCAAAAUUUUA